Molecule: messenger RNA, 917 nt
Organism: Penaeus vannamei (Pacific white shrimp)
Lineage: Eukaryota; Metazoa; Arthropoda; Malacostraca; Decapoda; Penaeidae
Gene: Chchd2
Product: Coiled-coil-helix-coiled-coil-helix domain containing 2
Biological process (GO): mitochondrion organization
Cellular component (GO): mitochondrion; nucleus
Source: RefSeq, a predicted model, not a curated record
CCUCCAAUCAUAUGGUCGCAGACGGAUUCUGAGAGCAGAACGCUGAGGAAGAAGCCGGAGGACCAGGAAAGGUUCCUAAAGACUACUUCCAGAAGAUUUGCUUGCGAUUUAGUCGAUCUUUGUGACAAAGGGCGCUUGAAUUGCCAUAAGGAGAAGACAGAACGAUGCCACGACGAGGAGCAGCAGCACCCAGAGCCCCUCCGCGGGCCGCUCCUCCUCCACCUCCUCCAAGAGCUGCUCCUCCCCCACCAGCUGCUGUUCCUCCACCAGCUGCAGCAGCACCAAAGCAGCCUGGAUUAUUUGCACAGAUGGCUGCAACUGCUGGUGGUGUUGCUGUCGGCUCUGCAGUGGGUCAUGUGGUAGGUCAUGCCUUGACCAGUGGAGGUAGCAGUAGUUCAGAACAGCCCCAGCAGGCAGCACCAGCUCCAGCACAACCCCAAGGAUACCCACAGUACCAAGGCUAUCCACAGCAGCCAUAUGCACAGAGUGGUCCAACAGAACCUCAGGGGCCUUGUGCUUGGGAAAUUAAGCAGUUCCUCCAGUGUGCACAGACACAGUCCGAUGUUUCUGUUUGUGAAGGGUUUAAUGAAGCUCUAAGGCAGUGCAAGGCUCAGUAUAGAGAAAUGACGGCUUGAGCAAGUCCAGUUAUUUGAGUAGAAUGCUGAAAUCAUUACUGGUUGUAUAGACACUGCUGUUGUAAAUUGUAAACAUAAUUGAUAAUAAUUGUAUCAUACAUGAAUAUUCACUGUAAUUGUUGUAACAUCUGAAAAUGCCCCAUUGAAAUAUAUCCAGCCCUUUGAAUGGUGUUUCUGAGAUUGCAAAUAAAAUAUUUUAUUUAUCUGAAGUUUCUUGCUUGUUGUUCCCUUUUCAGUCCCAGGAUCUUUUAUAUAUUCUUGGUAAUAUAAACAAUGCAACAU